UUACCAAACUCUACUUCCACGGAAUCCUCUCCUGGUUCCUCUAUCCCACCUUCGCCUCUGGAGCAUGAUGUCCAAAUGCCCUCCGACUUGGAGGUUAUGACCACUCUUCUUAAAGAAGAACUGGCUCAGCUGGAGGAUUAUUACCUGUAUGAAUCGGCACCUAUGAAAUUGGAGAAAUGGCAAAAAUGUGACAAAAGCUUGCAAGCUAUGGCUACGCAGUCGUACUACCAGUUGCCUGCGCGCCAGUACAAUGCAAACCAACCUGAAACAAAUCCCAGGCUGGUUUCCCUAGCAACCGGAGAUCUCGACCUGCGAGGCUUCUGUGGGGGCUCCGUGAGCCGACCGAAAAUGUCUCGCCCCGGCCCCUACAGCUACAUUCGGACACACUGCAACAGCCAAAGAAUAUCAACGAACGGAUGCAAGGACGUGGAGGUGUUCGAGAAGGAGACGUGGACUUUCAAAGGGACUCAUUCAGGUUACGCGGAGCUGGCGUUUGACCAGUGCUCUGUCGACAAAUCCUUCGGAAAGAGCCACGCGAGCGCGAAGAAGGUUCGCGAAUGUGCCAUACUGUUGAAGGAAGAAGAGAAAAGUUGCUUCACGGAAGACGUGUUUUACCGAGCGGAGAUGAUGAGAAGUUACGAUCUCGGCGGCUCCCUGGAGCCGCACCACAGACGGGAGGGCCAGAGCCACGGGAUGAAGAUGCUCGGCCACGACGGGAUUGCUAUGCCCGUUUUGCAGUGCGCAGAGAACGAGAGCUGUCCGCCGUAUAAACAAUCCGAAGUAGCCGAGUGCUACUUUCAUCAGAUAACUGCCAAUUUAGAGCCAUAUCACGGCUUCAUGAAUGAAAUCGAUCAGCCAAUCAGAACUGGGGCUCUUGAUAUCCAGAAUAAUGACUACUUGCACCACGAAUGCCUUGGGGAUCAAAGCUUUGAAUGUCUGUCCGGAGACAGUGUUGGGUCCUCUUUGGAGUUGCCCAUCCAGAAACCACUGCAAAGGUCACGGGAAAGUCAGUGCGCGUUUAAGCCAGAUGUUAAAGUAGGUUGCUCGGAGAGAAACCAUGGAGAACGCAAGCAGAAGAAGAGGGAUCAGAACAAGUCCGCCGCCCACAGGUACCGUCAGCGUAAGAGGGCGGAGCAGGACUGUUUGGAGGAGGAGCUUCAUGGUUUGGAAGGGCGGAACAGAGAACUUCGGGACAAAGCAGAAUCUGUAGAGAGAGAGAUUCAGUAUGUGAAAGAUCUCCUGAUUGAAGUCUACAAGGCUCAUGAGUCAGCGCUAAAAGAGGAUUCCAGUGCCUAAACCGUCUUUUACCAGCAUUUCACUCACGCCAGGCUCUGACAGCAUGUUUUUAUGCUCUAAAUAGUUAGUUAAAAAAAAAAAAAACAAGAGCUCGUGUAUUAAAAUGGUUGUGUUUUUCCAAAGCGAAAGCCGCAUGGUUUCAUGAAACUGAGAGCAUAAUAUCUGAAGCACUGUGACGAUAGCCUUGAAUACGUUCUAAUGACUGACAGUGUUAUAUUUAAUGAAAAGCUGCCCAUCUCGAGAUUUGACUGAAUUUCUUUCUUCAACCCUACUGGUUUGUUUUAGUGAACACGAUCUGUGCUACUUUUAUUGAAAGAUAUUCUGUACAGGCUUGCUCCGUUCAUCAGCACAACAUAAUGAGAAUUUGUAAUAACGUAGCGACAUGAUCAAAAUUCUUACUAUUGUAAUAAUGCAAAGCACUGCGAUGUAUAAUGUCACUACCUUUUUUUUUUUUGUCUUUUUGCUUUAUAUUUUCACGUGUUUUCUUCUAUUUCUCCUUUAUCUCAUGUAAUUAUAUUUAGAAUAGAGGAGAAACGGCUUUUGCAGCUAUAAUUAAAUUGCUUUAAAAUAUAUUAUACAUGAAGGUUUAUAGCAUAUUAACGACUGAUUUUUUUGGCUCAGGUAUGGAAUGCAUGUCUAAUACAUUGAAAAGCAUGUUGGGUUACAAUUUAUUGCAUGACCCAAAAUAUGAAAUGAAUGCUUUUGUGCAUUAUGACAAUAUGUAGAAUUUUUAAUUUUGCCCAUUCGUUUUAUUCUCAUUAACAUAGCGCUUUACAAAAAAAAUAUGUGCUUUGUUUUGUUUGUUUUUUUUGAUUGACGUAUGUAACCAGAAUGAGAUAUAGAUUGUUUUAUGCAGGUUUGCGGAAAACAAUCACUGUCGUUUGCUACAGGACUUAAAAUUCAGAAGAAUUUGAAAGAUUUCAACUUAUUUGAACAGGUGCACGUUACUACAGUAGUACACUGUGCCUCUGAAAACAGACAAGCGUAGCAAAUCUGAAUGCAUUUAUUUCUGCAGGUUCUAAUGUGUUUCAGAAUCUACCAACACUUGAUUAAUAAAUACAAAUUAUAUUGUGCAGUAAUUCUUAUUUUUGUUCGAUUCAAAUGUCAAUAAAUGAUUCUUAAAUAUUUUA
Molecule: messenger RNA, 2426 nt
Organism: Puntigrus tetrazona (Sumatra barb)
Lineage: Eukaryota; Metazoa; Chordata; Actinopteri; Cypriniformes; Cyprinidae
Exons: 2
Biological process (GO): regulation of transcription by RNA polymerase II
Cellular component (GO): nucleus
Molecular function (GO): DNA-binding transcription activator activity, RNA polymerase II-specific; RNA polymerase II transcription regulatory region sequence-specific DNA binding
Source: RefSeq, a predicted model, not a curated record